AUGUCGAAUUUGUCAAAGCUUGAGUUUGUGGCACUUGACAUUUCUGGAAAUAAUUACCUAUCAUGGUUUCUCGAUGUUGAGAUUCACUUAGCCGCUAAAGGCCUUGGUAACACCAUUACUCAGGGUAAUGAGGCAUCAAGCCAAGACAAAGCGAAGGCCAUGAUUUUCCUUCAUCAUCAUUUGGAUGAAGGUUUGAAGGUUGAAUAUUUGACAGUGAAAGAUCUACUUGAAUUGUGGGUUGGCCUGAAGGAAAGGUAUGAUCACAAUGCUACGGUAUUGCCAAGGGCUCGAUAUGAGUGGAUGCACCUAUGGUUGCAAGAUUUUAAGACCGUAAGUGAGUAUAACUCUGUUGUAUUUCAAAUAACUUCCCAAUUGAAAUUAUGUGGGGAUGUUAUGAAUGAUGAAGAUUUGUUGGAAAAGACUCUUACGACUUUUCAUGCCUCAACUAUGGUAUUACAGCAGCAAUACCGUGAAAAGGGUUUUAAAAAGUAUUCUGAAUUGAUCUCAUGCCUUCUGGUGGCUGAGCAACAUAAUACCCUUUUGCUGAAAAAUCAUGAAGCCCGUCCCACAGGAUCAGCUCCGCUUCCUAAAGCAAAUAUGGCAGCUAGACGUGAUAAGUCUGAAAAAAGGCAGAAUAAUAAUCAUGGCCAUAUGAAUGUACGUGGGCAUGGCAAUGGUAAGAGACGAUAUAAUAGUCGUCAUCGUGGUGGUCAUGGCAAUGGUAAGAGACGAUAUAAUAGUCGUCAUCGUGGUGGUCAUGGCAAACGAGAGAACAAUAUGGAUUCUCAAAACAAUCCUUCAAGAGGCAAAAGCGGGCCUUCAAACAGAAAUGAUGACAAUGCCGAGGCAAAUCUUGCUUUGAAUGAUGAUGAUUUUCAAGGCCUCGAUGAUCUUACUCAUUUGGAAGUAGAAGAUUUCUUUGGAGAUCAAAACUAA
Molecule: messenger RNA, 936 nt
Organism: Nicotiana attenuata
Lineage: Eukaryota; Viridiplantae; Streptophyta; Magnoliopsida; Solanales; Solanaceae
Exons: 2
Coding region: 1-936 (311 amino acids)
Source: RefSeq, a predicted model, not a curated record